AAGAGUCUGUGCGUAUUCAGCGGUCGGGGAUAUUCGCCGGGUCCCUAUCCACGGAGUGCCGAGUAUCUUCGUUCAAAGGUGUUAACCCUCCCCUGCGUUUCCUUCAACCCCCGCGAGCGCGCGGAUAAGAAAUCCGUACGUGCGGUAUCGCGAUCUCGUCGUACGGCGUGAAGUUGCCGCAGAAUUGAGGCAGAACCGGCGUCGAUCUCGGCGCGCGCGCGAAGGGAUAAAAGCCGGUACGCGACGAGUACGAUACGCGGAACGGCAGACGGGGAGCUAGAGAGAGAAAGAGAGAGAGAGAAAGCGAGAGAAGGAGAGAGAGAGAGAGACGGCCCGCGUGUGUGUUGCCGUUAACAGUGAAUACGCGAGUUUUUUUUCCGUCAGGAAUUACCGGAAUCGCGCGAAUGUCUAAAGUGGAUGUGGAGUAACGCGGAGCUGCGAAAGAGGGAGGCCGGGGAACCGCAGCCCAAGCACGAACGACUACAGCCGGCAUUUUGACGUUUGCUCCGCGUGUGUCUUCCCCCCUCCGCGUUCCCUCCCCGCAUGUGAUGAAUACUGUCGCAAGUGAGCCGUGCACGCGACGCCAACAGACAGAGCGUCGAGCAACACGAGUGAUGCCGUGUUCGCAGUGAGUUUUUUUUUUCGCCGGUUGUAUAAUACACGCCGUUCUUCUCGUCGCGACAGUCAACGGCGUGCAACAGCAAUAACAACAAUAACAGGCAGCGACGCGGCGGCACAAGUUCUUUGGUCGUGAUAUACACGGGAGGUACAAGGAGAGAGAAAGAGAGAGAGAGAGAGAGAGAGAGAGAGAGAGGGGAGAUAAGAGCGCAUUCGUGAAUGCCCAGGCAGGUAUCGGGCGGAUCGGGCUGUUAACGGGAACGGGAAGUGCGCGACGGAGAAUCACGCGAAUCCAUAACCAUCCUCGCGUUGCUCGGGCGACGUAGGUCGACGUGUUCCGUCGAGUCCGGAGUCUCUCGGUUGCUCGUUUCGCCGCCGGCAUUCUCUCGCUCUCGCGUCUACGGUGGAGGGGGAGGUCUGCCUCUUCUCCCGAUGAUACGCACGUGCGCUCGCCUCUACUCGCUACUACGUUUACGUGCGUGCGUGCGUCCGGAGCGCGUUCAGUGAAUCGAGUUGGUAUUCGUAUUCGUCUUGUCGUGCCGUGCCGAGCGGGAGAGUUGGAGUGCUGACGGGCGAGUGACGCGCGGUGUUGUCGUCCGUUGUUCAGUUGCGGUCAGUUUGAGAUUACGUUUGAGUUUACGCGAUCUCGUCGUCGCGUCUCCCCGCGUGUGGCGGUUCACCUGCUGGAGAAGGAGGCUCCGGUGCGGAGAAGGACUUCGUAGCCGCGCGUAGCCAUGGAUACGCUCCUACCGAGCGGCAAUAUAUUUCGAGAGCUGCAGGACAUACACGACACCGGAUACUUCUCGGCCCAGCCGUCGCUCGAGGAUCACUGGCAACAGACAUGCUACGAGAUGGAGAGGUACCUGAAGGACGAGCCGAAGCUACAAUCGUACAAAAAACUCCCCACGGAAUUGGACACAGCGCCCUGGAACCUCUUCAGGGCACCAUCGAUCUCGUGGACGACGUCCACUGGAACGAACGCGCAAUUCGACCCCCCAAUCAAAAUGGAGGUGACGACGUCGUCAGACGAAAGAGAUCCUCUCUGUCUGGACGAUAUUAAAUUCAGUCCUGGUGAUCAUAAUGACAGUGGACGCGAUAGGGAUCUCCUCGAUCGUCACCUCGAUUCUUUAUCGAUGUCCUCGGCGAGUUCGGCGUGUUCAGCACUGUCCUGGGACAGUUCACCUUCCCUCUCUUGCACGGCGCUCAUUCUUAAAAAAGAACCGAGUGAAGACCUCGAGGAAGAUGAGGAACACGAGGAAAUCGAAGAGGAGGAGGACAGCGGGUGCGAAAGCGAAGGUCAGAUUCUGACGCCGCCGUCGAGUCCCGGUUCGGGUCAAGGUCAUUCCAACUCCAGUCACUCGUCGAGUGGAAGUUCGAUGCUCGACGUGCACAACCUCAACCUUCACGGCACGGGCGGGAGGAGCGCUAUCGUCAGGGUUACCGCCGGAAACGCGCAGGGUGUUGCAAGACUGAUCUCCGUCACGGCGAACGGCUUCCCCGCGGUAGCCGGCACGCAACACGCGCACGCGGGUACAACUGCAACCACGACUACUGUGGCCAACAGGCACCACGCGAGGAGCAACGAGCACAGUCCGCCCGACACGAAACGCAGGAUACACAAAUGCCAGUUCCCCGGGUGCAAGAAGGUAUACACCAAGAGCUCGCAUCUGAAGGCCCAUCAAAGGACGCACACGGGGGAGAAACCGUACAAGUGCAGUUGGGAGGGCUGCGAAUGGCGAUUCGCGCGUUCGGAUGAAUUGACGCGCCAUUACCGCAAGCACACCGGCGCGAAGCCGUUCAAGUGCCGGCAUUGCGACCGAUGCUUCUCCCGCAGCGACCAUCUAGCUCUCCACAUGAAGAGACACGUGUAAUCAAUCGUCUCCGCGAGCGGUCUCAGCCGCGCGUCACACUCCGCGGUUGGGACCGUCGAGACCUCUUCCUCGUAAAGAUCGCGGAGAUCUUCGACAUUUGCACGCGAUCUAACAUUUUCUGAGGUCACCUAGUAAUAUGCUGCAGGUAGAAAGCGAUCGAUUAUCGAACGCCUAAGCUUGAUGAAUAAAUACAUCAAGGGAGAGAUCUACGAAAGUAGCUGCGUUUAUUAGGUAUUCGAGAUUUGCCAGACUCCAUCAUUGACAAAAAGAAUUAAUUUUCGAGGAACACUUGAGGAGAUCGAUGAUCAGCGAAACGCCGUUUGGAGACAAUCGAAGAUCGAGUUUAUGUCGAAAACAAUCCAUGAGAACAAUUCGAAAGAAGGCUUGACGAGCAGAUGGUGUAUUAUUAUAAAGUAACACUUCAUCGGAGAGUCCAAAGAAUCACGUAUAUUUCCUCCAACUGUCCUGAUGCGUAAGAUCAGGAGGGGAAAAAAUAAUUGACACUUGUCUUUAAGAGCCAAAGGGAUCGCACGAAACAAAUCAUAGACCCAGCUAAUUCGCGCGAAUUUGAGGAGACGGAAACAUCCAUGGUCAGCAGUGAUCCAGAAGAGAAAUUGCAGCCAAUGUAAUGUAGGGAGGGGACCUCCGAGGAAAUUGCCGAGCAAAGAAGUCGCCCGGGAAGUCUCGCACGAGAGACGUCAAUCACUGCCAAUUCGUUACAUUCUAAGAUCAGCGCUACCGUCGAAGAUUUCAAGCUGCGACUUUAGCAACCGGAGGUCUUCGAGAAGCGAGAAGCUGACUGGAGAAAGCCUAAAGUUUUCAUCCUCAAUGGCGCGCGGCGGAUGCUCAUUUGCGAUAAAAGAAGAAGAGAAUUAUAAUGUUAAAGAAAAG
Trachymyrmex septentrionalis is the source of this 3380-nucleotide messenger RNA. RefSeq names its product Krueppel-like factor 6. The coding region runs from base 1353 to 2489 and encodes 378 amino acids. Gene Ontology annotation, biological process: regulation of transcription by RNA polymerase II. The transcript is spliced from 6 exons. The record is from RefSeq and is a predicted model, not a curated record. Lineage: Eukaryota; Metazoa; Arthropoda; Insecta; Hymenoptera; Formicidae. Gene Ontology annotation, molecular function: DNA-binding transcription factor activity, RNA polymerase II-specific; RNA polymerase II cis-regulatory region sequence-specific DNA binding.